Molecule: messenger RNA, 413 nt
Organism: Drosophila erecta
Lineage: Eukaryota; Metazoa; Arthropoda; Insecta; Diptera; Drosophilidae
Gene: Vm32E
Product: vitelline membrane protein Vm32E
Exons: 1
Coding region: 26-367 (113 amino acids)
Source: RefSeq, a predicted model, not a curated record
ACAGUUGUAAAACACUUUGUUCAGCAUGAAGAUCGUCGCUUUCACCCUCGUUGCGUUUGUGGCCCUUGCCGGUGCUUCCUGCCCGUAUGCAGCUCCAGCUGUAGCGCCCGCUGCUGCGCCUGGCUAUCCGGCACCACCCUGCCCCACCAACUACCUGUUCAGCUGCCAGCCCAAUCUGGCCCCAGUUCCCUGUGCCCAGCAGGCCCCAGCCUACGGAUCCGCCGGCGCCUACACGGAGCAGGUGCCCCGCUACGUGGAAAAUCCCAGCCGGGAGCAGCUGCAGCGGUUCCACCAGCGCGUUGGAAUGGCGGCUUUGAUGGAGGAACUGCGCGGCUUGGGCCAGGGAAUCCAGGGCCAACAGUACUAGUGGCAAAACAAUUUAAAGUGAAAAGCGCUUAUGAAUUUAAACCGUC